This is a messenger RNA of Petromyzon marinus (sea lamprey), 4003 nucleotides long. RefSeq lists its product as uncharacterized. Gene Ontology annotation, biological process: axonal transport of mitochondrion; synapse maturation. The record is from RefSeq and is a predicted model, not a curated record. Lineage: Eukaryota; Metazoa; Chordata; Hyperoartia; Petromyzontiformes; Petromyzontidae. Gene Ontology annotation, cellular component: cytoplasmic microtubule.
CAGCACAUUUAUUGUGGUGUUGUUGCAAAUUCUCGGAAGUGUUAACAUUUCUUUUGAAGCACCUUGUAAAAGUAAUAUGAAUUCAAUCUGAUUACCUGUUGCACCUAAAUAUAUACCAUAGCUCAGUGGGUCUCAGCUGGCAAAAAUGGAAAUAAAGAAAAUAUAUAUUUACCAUGCAUCCAAUAUUGCGCACCUCUUGGGCCACUUGGGUCAAUGUGCCUUUGCCCGGGCAUCCACCGCCGCUGACGGCGCCGCACGCACACAGCCAGCCCAGCCAGCACGCACAGCCACUGCCAAAUUGGCCCUGCGACGUCACCGCCAGCGUUGCUGCAGCAUGGGGAGGAGCGAGCAAAAAAGGAGGGUUGCCGAUGCAAGCCGCUGGUGAGAGAGGAAUUUUUUUUGUUGUCGGUAUUUUAACUUCGCGCGAAUGUGGUCUACAAGAGACAUUUAAUGCCAUUGUGUUGCCGCUGCUGCACGCGGGUUGCCGGUCGCCUCCGCAAUGCAGAUGUCCAAUUGGAGCGGGUCAGAACGUUACAACGACAAGAAACAAUACAGAAAACCCACAGGAAUGCAAAAUAUCUGAAAGCCAACCGCUCUAAUUGGAGGUGCGCUAUGGGCUUCCGGCAACAAGACAUCGAGCGCUGAGUCGGUGGUGCCACCUGGACUUCUCGCGGCUCGCCCGACGGACGCUCGAUUGCCCAGACCGCCCGUGACGACGGGGAAAGCGGACACCGCGGACCGGUUGCGCGCGCCUGCGUGCCACCCCACACAGCGGCGGCGGUAGCAGGGUGCUGGUGGCGGAGCGGCAGUCCCAGGCACCACCAUGUCCAACACGAGUGGAAGCCGGCGGACGUCUCUGAGGUCGUGUGCGCAGAGUCGCAGCGCCCUCUUCUCGGUGGUGACGCCGACCGGCUCUGGGCAGGCCACGCCGGAGCCCCUCCUGUCUCCGGGGAAGAGGGCGCCCUUCCACAGCAGCAGCGGUGGCGGCGGCGGUGCUACCGCCGCCCAACCUAAACCCUACUCGGGGACACCGUCCCAUGGCUGCACGAGCAACUUCUCCUACGGCCGGGCUGGAGAGGGCAGCCCCACACACAGGAGAUCCAAGCCAGCCGCCUCCGUGGAGGCGUCUGGGAUGAGAGCGCCCUCCGAGCCGUACCUCACGCCGCUCCAGCAGAAGGAGGUGGCCAUCAGGCACCUGCGGGCCAAGCUGAAGGACUCGCAGAGGCUCAUGCAGGAGAGGGAGGGCGAAAUGGAGGAGCUGCGCCUCAAGCUGGGCCAGAUGCAAGAGGACUGGGUGGAGGAGGAGUACCAGCGUCUGGAAGCCCAGCUGUCCCUCAAGGAGGCCAAGAAGGAGAUUAAGCAGCUCAAGUCGGUCAUCGACACGAUGAAGAACAUGCUGGUGGACAAGGAGCCUGACGGGGGCAAGGGCGUGCAGAAGUACUUUAUCGACAUUAACAUCCAAAACAAGAAGCUGGAGGCUCUGCUCAAGCGCAAGGAGGCGGCGGAGAAUGGCGUAGCCGGGGAGGGCCAGGAGGAGGGUUCGUCGCCGCCAGAGUCGGCCACCCGCAGCUCCGCGUUCACGAAGGGCUCCGAGGAUGAAGGCGAGAGCUCCGACGGCGUGGACACGGACACGGACGCCGAGGCGGAAAAGGGGACGUUGGAAAAACACGCAACCAAAGAAAAUGGCGCAACCGUGGACGCGUGCAACGACAACGUCCGCCCCGGCAUUUCGCGGGACGCGUCCAAGGAUUGCCUGAGCCUUAUGCUCAGUGACUCCAAACCGCCGACCUUGUCCAUUCACGUGCAGUCGGCCGAGGGCCUGCCAAAGACGCAGUCUCAGCACUCGCUGCUGAAGCUGAUCAUCACGAGUCCGGUGGAAGAGAACGUUCUGACUUUCUCCCAAGUGGACGUGGACAGGGUCAGGAGGAUCAGCAAGGAGGAGGGCGUGCAGACGGACGAGGUCACGGGUGAAAACGCGCCCGACCCGAGGGCGCUCAAAUCUCAGGCCUGCAGCCCGAUCCUCUCGCAGCUGCACAAAUGGUCGCAGGCGAAUGCAUCUUCCAUAGCCGAUGGCGAACGUGUAGAAGAUGAACUCAGGGAAAGCACCAUAGAGUUGUUGCAGUUUCAAUGCAAUCGAGAAAUGCAUAAGUCGCUGUCGUCCCCGACCUCGGAAGAGCGAGGCUCAUUCGACGCAAAGUCUGACUGUGGUGCUUGCUACCCCGAAACGGUGGUGCAGGUGUCUGAUAGGUCAACUGUGGAGACAACUGCUUCAGGUGCAGAUGCACGGAUGGGCCAAACCGCUGCCAGCCCAGCCGCUGCCUCUGUGGAGUGCUGCAAUUGUUUGACCUCGGAUAAUUUUCAGAGCGGCUUACAGGCCGAGCCAGUGGGCAUCAACAAUAACAACGCUGCGAUUGGCUGCUUGGUAACCAGCCAUUCUAACAGCAGCCUUCAGAGCCUUGUUGAAUUGGCUGAGGAAGCUGCCGAGGAUUGCCCGCAUGCGGAGGCACCCGAGCCCAGCUACUGGAGCGGCAGCGCCCUACUGGACACGCUGGUGCUCGCUGGGCCCAUCCUGCCCACGGUCGCCUGGUUCCUCCGGCGGCCCGGAGGCACGGCGGCCGGGGCCGCCGGCGCCGAGGCUGGCGCGGCCGUCGGGGUGGCCGUGGGGCGGCCCUUCUACGGCCUGCCCACCCUGCUGCGCGGCUGCUGCCUGCUGGCGCUGCGCUCCCUGCGCUCCAUGCCCAACGCCGUCAUUGCGCCCAUAUGCCUCUGCACAAGGCCCCAGAUCCAACAACCAGACCCAAACAAUGGGGAGGAAGAGGAGCAUGGGUUGAUGUAGAUGACCGCCGGCUUGCUAUGCGUGAGGAAUGACGUUGGAUGGCCACGACGAGGGUUGCCACCCCCGAUCCUGUUUUUUUUUCCCCAAGAUAGUCCUCUUUUUUGACAUCGCUGUCUUGAGAUUUCCAUAUGUCUUCUUGAGACAUGAAGUCCAGCUUUUUGUUGGUUAUGAUAACACGCCCGGGUCUUAAUUUCCCAUGGAAUAUUUUCUAGGGCCCACCAGAGGGAGGAAAUAGUUUGCAAAGUUCGGCCCCAGAUAACUUUGGCUGAUAUAAUUCCCUGAAUGCACCACUCGAGACAAUGCAUUUACCCAUAAUUCUCCCAUCUUACUAUAACGUGAGAUAUUCCCCUUCCCAUGAUGAGUACUGGUUUUUGAAUCACAGAGGUGGCAAUCCUCGUGGCUACUACUGAAGAGGUGUCAUGGCCAAUCUGUCUACCCACCCGAUAUGAAUUUGCUUGCACUCAUGUUUCGUGGAAAAUAACAACGAUAAAUCAUGGUACAGUCAUAUCUCGAUUAUCCGGGAUUUGUGUUUGUAUCACAGUUUAACACCUAGGCUUCCGCGACCUAUAUCAUCCAUAACAUAGCUUUUUGGGGGUUAGAUUGCGUAAAAAUGAAUGUGUCGUUAAACAAUUGUAAAUGUUCUACUCAGAUUGUAAAUGUUGUGGAUUUUCUCUCCAACACACCGGUGUGCUGUACUAGCGAUGAAUUGGCAUGUUCUGUUUACGCGACAACCCCUACUAAUUGUCUGCGAUCUAACCCAAAAACUGGCCUAAACGCUCGAAUUAACCAAAAGAGCCGCCAACAAACAGCAUGAGCAAAGGUGUAAUAGAUACUCGUUCACACGUUUCUUGAGAUCGACAAAAGGUUAUAUGGAUUUGGGAAAAGAGACAAUGGGUGGGAAGGGAAUUCCCAAGUUGAGCAGUGCAUGUAAAGAAUGGGCUCAGUGCUGUGACCUCCAGUGUGGUGUCGAACACAGCAUGGUUGAGACAAAAAUAGACUUCUGGUAGAAGGGGGAGGGGUAUAGCGUGGAUUAAACAAAACACGGAUGUCUAGAUUUGAAGCUUUCGUGACUGCAAGGAUUCAUACUCUUUGUUUUUUUCAGUAAAGUCACGUAGGUAAACAAUAAAUUAAAAAGUGAGAAAAUAAAUAAAUAAAAACAAUUCAAUU